CGUUUUUCACACGUACCACUCCCUGAUAAUUUUUCUAUCUUACGUCUACUCACGUGCACCACACACCAGUUUUCAAACCCUCACCACUUGGCGUUGACUGUUGUAACUCUCUUUUCUUCUUCGCUAAUCUCACCUCCUGUCACCUUUUCUGCGUCACCGAUUCCUUCCUAUUGGCUCAAAUUAUGGUCCCCCACUAAGCUGUGACUCUUUUUCACAGAGAUUGAUUCAACCAAACCUUCUCUUCUUCCCAUGUUUUCCCCAUUUUCUCUCGAAUGGAUUGCAGUCGCCCAGAUUUGUAGUCGGUAAUUUUUUCCGCUUAAUUCAUUUUUUUUUUUUUUAUAAUUACUAAGCUCUUAUUUCUGUAAAUUAUCUGUUAAUUUUUCAGAAAUUAAGGUGUUAUAGAUUUAGAAAAGAGGGGAAUACAAAUCGAGGGUUUAUAAUUUUAUAUGUCAAAUUUAUACUAUUGAUUAUAUUUUGUGGGGGUUGUUCACUUGUUGUACUUCUUUAAUCAUCAAUAUCUUUAAUUCCGUGUUAUUGGGUUUUUUUAGAAAGUUAUUGUUUGUAUAAAUUGAGACGAGUCUAAAAAGAUCUCACACGGGUAUGUAAUUUGUUGCAUGUUGGUUAGAAUUCGUGGCCAAUGCUAGUAGAGAGUAUGAUGAGCUUAGAGUGUGGAUUGAGGAGUUUCCUCCUAGUGUAGCUGCUGCCAUUGCUUUUGAUGUACCUUAAUUUUUCUAUUAAAAAAAAAUUAACUGAUAUAAUUGUGUUUGGGUACAUUAUUUGGAAACGGAGGCAGUAUGUGUAAUUAGAAAUAAAGGGUUAGAUAAUGAAGAGGUUAAGAUCGUAUGGUGAUGAUUUGGGGUCGGUUGGGGAGAAGGAGGUUGACCGAACGACACUGGGAUGGUCAUCGCAUCAUCGGAGAUAUUACUCUAAAGGGACAGAAAAUGGUUGGAGUAGACCGUCUCCGGUGAUUGAUGAUGAUAGAGAGCGAGAGGGGUCAAUGUCGAGGUGGGUUAGUUUGAGGAAGAGGGUGGAUCAUGAUUUCGAUGGGUUUGAUGAGUGGGAGGGUUCAAGAGGGUUUAGGAAGAGAGGGGAGCAUGAGUUUUCUGGGGGUUUUGAAGAGAGGGAGGGAUUUAGAGGGGUGAGGAAGAGAUUGGAGCAUGAGAAUGAUGGAUUUGAUAGGAGAAAAGGGUUUGAUAGGUAUAGGGAUCGAGAUGGGAUGGUGGGUUCAUCGAUGGUGUCUCCACGAGGUAGUGGGUAUGUGCCGGAGAGGGAUAGGGAGAGAGAUAUAGAUAGAGAUAGAGAUAGGGAUAGGGAUAGGGAAAAGGAGAGGAUUCAUCGGUCCGAGAGCUUUUGUGUUUCGAGGAGGGAUCAUCCGAAAGGGUUUAGGUCGGCGAGGCAUUGGUCAAGGAGGGAGGAUGGGGGUUCGUCUUCCUGGAGGAGGUUUGAUAGUAGGGGCAAGAAGGAUGUUGAGGAAGAUGUUAAGAGUUCACCGGUUGAAAAGGGUGGGAGCAGUAGUAGUAAAGGUGGGAGAGCGGAUAGUGGUGGUGUUAGCAGUAGCAAAGAGAAUAUGAGGUAUCCUCGAGGAAUUAAAGAUGUCAAGUCACCCACCUGGUCCAAAGAUUCAAUGAAAGAUUCAAAGAAGUCAAUCGGCGAUGAGCCCUUGAAGAACACCAAGAAGAAAGAGAGUAUGGUAGCAGAUAGUGGUGGAUUUGCUAGUGCCAUUGGAAGUGGAACUGAGAUGGAGGAAGGAGAGCUUCAACCAGAAUCGAAUCAGAUUCAAGCACCGGAAGAUUACGUUGUUUCUGAGCCAAAGGUGGAAAAUGUCAAUCAACAUGCUAAGGAUCCUCAAGUAGACAGAGAUGUUGGGAAUAAGCUACAUGAGCUUGAAAUUAGUGAAGUGGUCAAGUUCAGAGUUGCUGAUUCAGUUGUCACUGACAGAAAUUUGGCUCUAGUAGACGAACAAGCAUCAGGUGUAGGCGCUGCUGACAGGAAACAGAUGACUGGUAAAAAAUUAGCAAUCAACGAGACCGUGGAAGGAUUAGAAAUGUGCUCAACUAUCCAAAAUGAUUAUGUGAAUAAGGUUUCUGUUUCUGAAGAAACUAAACCUACAGUGUGUACAGGUAUUGUUCUUGCUAAUGAUGAAAGAUUGAGAGAAAAUCAAUUUGAGCUGUCUGCCCCUGGAAACAGCAGCCUUGAUAGUCAGGUAAAUGUGGAAGAUCAUAAUUCUAGAAGUGUGGAAAAGCCAUCACCGGUGAAUAAGAAUUCGAAAAAUAAUUUUAACCUCGAUUUUGGUUUGGGUGAGUCAAAUAAAGCAAUUGUAGAAGUUCCUAAAGAGCCCAAACCAUCUGUCCCUGUCCUGAAAGACAAAGGGAAAGGUGUGGCUGUCAGCUCUUCUUGUGAGGAUAGUCUUAGAGAAAAUAGUUUGCUGGUCGAAAGGAAUUUCAUUGCUUGCCAAGAUGAUGCCAUGGAAGGCCCUAGUGUGAGAGGCUUUGAGCUCCUUUCUAGCUCUGCUGGAGUCAAAGUGAUGUGUGUCAACAGUAAUGGAUCUAAAUCUGAAGCUGAGAAGCUAAAGUUGGAACCUCUAGAUCUCUCUCUUGGCCUGCCUAAUGUUUCAGUUCCUGCUACUUCCCACAGUGCUGCUGCACCCCCAAUCUCCCCUCCACGUGCAAGGAGUGUUCAAUCAUUUGGCACCACUCUCAGAACUGGUUCAGAUUGUUUCACGACAUCAAUUUCAUUCUCUGGGUUGCAGUUCAUUCAUAAUCCGAGUUGUUCACUGACUCAUAAUUCAGUUGAUUAUGACUUUGAGCAAUCUGUCAAAAGUCGUCCUUUAUUUCAAGGUGUUAAUUGGCAGGCAUUAAGUGCUAAUGAUUCUCUGCCUAAGGAAAUACUUGUGAAUUCUAAAUCAGUUUCAAACGGUCAUGUUAACGGGUCUCUACAUUUUACGAAGUCAUCCCAAGGCAUUUUGAAUGGUCGAGCUAUACAACAACAAGCAGUGCCUGUUCGAGUGGAUCGUUCUGACAGUCUUCAGAAACAGCCCUCUGGAAAGAUACGAUAUCAAGACGAUUUUAGGUCUCCUGCUCAGAGUGCUGGAUCUCAUGAUAAUAGAUCGGAAUUUGGGAAAAGUGAGAGGCGGGUGACCAGGGAAGAAAGUGUAGGAAGGCUCUUCAGGAGCAGCAGUCAAAGAGAGAUGGAACAGGGACUUGCUGGAGAAAGAGAUCUUGUGGAGAGGCUAAUUUAUUUAAUUGCUUCAGAACACAUCCAAACCAUGGCUCAGAGGCUUAAUGAAAUGCCAGAGCGUUUAAUUGCUUUCUUGAAGGACAGUGUAUGUGAAGUUAUUUUGAAAGAAGACAAUCAUAGAAAGCUACGUGUCCUUCAGGAUGUGCUGCGAAAAAGGCCUGAUCUUAAUUUGGAGACUCUGUUAAAGUGUCAUCGUGUUCAGUUGCAGACUUUGGUGGCUCUUAAGACUGGUCUUCCAGAUUUUAUCCAGCGAACUGACAGUAUUUCUUCUAGUGAUCUGGCAGAGAUAUUUCUGAGUCUGAAGUGUAGAAAUGUUAAUUGUCGUAGUGCAUUGCCUGUGGAUGAGUGUGAUUGUAAAUUUUGCUCCAAGAAAGAUGGUUAUUGUAGUUCUUGUAUGUGUCUUGUUUGUUCCAAGUUUGAUACUGCCUCCAACACAUGUGGUUGGGUUGGGUGUGAUGUUUGCAACCAUUGGUGCCAUACUGAUUGUGGUUCGCUGAAAUCUUAUAUUAGAAAUGGUCGAAGUACGGUUGGGGCUCAGGGGGUAUCUGAAAUGCAAUUUUAUUGUCUUGCCUGUGAUCAUCCAUCUGAAAUGUUUGGCUUCGUGAAGGAUGUUUUCAAAACUUGUGCUACCGAAUGGAAAGCUGAGACAUUUCUCAGGGAACUUGAGUAUGUGAGGAGGAUAUUUAGUGCGAGCAAUGAUUACAGAGGAAAAGUAUUGCAUGAUGCUGCUAAGCAGCUGAUUGGUAGGUUGCAAAGUGGGGCCAAAACUGUGGAGAUCUGUAAUCAAAUAAUGGCGUUCCUAAAUGAGGGUGAUGCUAAGCUUGCCAAUGCAGUAGGAUCUUCUGGAAGAGAUCAAGUCCAACCUAAGCCUCUUGAGAAUAACGUCCAAGAUGGGGCAAAUGUACUCGGUCAUGAACCUAUUUGGUCAAAAUCCAAUUCUGCCAAGGAAUUCUCCCAAAUGCAAAAUAUUGGAAAUACCCUUCCAAGUAUUGAAGGGAGAUCAGUUGGUGGUGGUUCGUUGAGUACUGAGAUGCUGAUGGGCAUGAGCUCCAAGACUGGAGAUGAGCUAGAUAUUGUUAAGCUUAAGCUAGCAGAAGCUCAGUUAUUCCAAAAACGCGCUGAUGCUGCUCGUGCAGAGGCUGAAGGCCUUCAACGCAUAGCGAUCGCCAAGAAUGAAAAAGCGGAAGAAGAGUAUAUGAGCAGGAUUGCAAAAUUGCGCCUGUCAGAGGUAGAGGAGAGGCGCAGGCUUAAGCAUGAAGAACUGCAAAUGCUGGAAAGAAGUCAUCGUGAAUACUUUCACAUGAAAACUAGGAUGGAAACCGACAUCAAGGAUUUAUUGAUUAAAAUGGAAGCAACAAGACGGAAUCUCAGUACCUAAUAUACUUUCUAAAGAUGAUUGUUAUGUAGAUAAUUACCAAGGCAGCUUAGUUUUUGUCGAUGUUGCCUCACACCUGUAUUCAUAAACCACGAGCACUGAUAUUGGCAGAUAGUGAUGGUAGUAUAGAGGUGUAUGUAUUUUUCAAUUGGCUUACUGAUCUCAGUUAAUUAUAAAUUUAAGGUUGAGAUCUUUAAGAGCCUUGUUCCGUAGAAACUGGCUUACUAAUCUCAGUUAAUUAUUAACUAGAGCAUGUACAGAAAUAGCUUCUAGCUUCACCCUCCUGUCACAAACUGUUGGCAACUAUUAAUCUCUACUGAAGGAGUUCUCUCUUUCCAAUGUAUUGCAUCUGUCACAAAUAUUUGGCAUA
Molecule: messenger RNA, 4982 nt
Organism: Chenopodium quinoa (quinoa)
Lineage: Eukaryota; Viridiplantae; Streptophyta; Magnoliopsida; Caryophyllales; Amaranthaceae
Product: protein OBERON 4-like
Exons: 2
Coding region: 824-4615 (1263 amino acids)
Cellular component (GO): nucleus
Source: RefSeq, a predicted model, not a curated record